AUGGGCUGGUACCAGUGCGCCCUGUGGGUGGACGGGGAGCAGAUGCUGUCGGAUGAGGCUCAUCUGACCCUGGAGGCCCCCAGCUGCGGGGCCCAGGGCCCCCCCGAGCCCGUGCGGCUCGUGUGGCUGCAGGACGGAGCCCCCCUCAAUGGCCUCCACGAGGCCCUGGCCCGGGUGCCCUCCACCCUCACCCUGGCAGGCCUGACCCACAGCGCCGAGUUCUCGUGCGAAGCGCACAACGCCAAGGGCGUCACCACCUCUCGCACGGCCGUGGUCACAGUGGUGCCGCAACAACCCCAGAACCUGGCGCUGGUGACCCAGAGCACGACGGCGCUGGAGCUGGCCUGGGAGCCGGGGGCCAGCGGGGACGAGCCCCUCACCCACUGCACCGUGCAGGGCCCUGCCCCUCCUGCUCGUGACACGGUGGCCCCCCCGCAGGUGGUGGUGGACGUGGGGCUGGCGCGGGAGGCGGCGCUGGAGCUGGCGCCGGCCGUGCAGAACCUGACAGUGCGCGUGGCCGCCCGGACCGGCGCCGGCGAAGGGCCCUGGAGCUUCCCCCUGCCCGUGCCCGGCCCUGACCAUGACGGCCAGCCCGAGCCGCAGACAGUGAGGGACGUGGCGUUCGGCGCGGUGGUCGAGGGGCAGCUGCACCGCGACGGCACCGUGCUCAAGGUGGCCGUGAAGACCAUGAAGAUUGCCAUCUGCACGCGCAGCGAGCUGGAGGACUUCCUGAGCGAGGCCGUUUGCAUGAAGGACUUCGACCACCCCAACGUCAUGACGCUGAUUGGUGGGGCCUGGCGCCACAGGGCCGGCCGUGUCUGCCCCCCCGAGCUCCCGCCCCGCGUGGCCACCCCCGGAUGCAGCUGCCCCAGGCUAACCCCCCGCCUCCGCGCCCCACAGUACCUGCCGAUGCAGACGCUGCUGAAGUUCAUGGCCGACAUCGCCAGCGGCAUGGCCUACCUGAGCAGCAAGAGCUUCAUCCACCGUGACCUGGCGGCGCGGAACUGCAUGCUGGACGAGAGCAUGCGGGUGCGCGUGGCCGACUUCGGGCUGUCCAAGAAGAUCUACAGCGGCGACUACUACCGCCAGGGCCGCAUCGCCAAGAUGCCCGUCAAGUGGAUCGCCAUCGAGAGCCUGGCCGACCGCGUCUACACCACCAAGAGCGACGUGUGGUCGUUCGGGGUGACCAUGUGGGAGAUCGCGACACGGGGGCAGACGCCGUACCCGGGCGUGGAGAACAGCGAGAUCUACGACUACCUGCGCCAGGGCCACCGGCUGCGCCAGCCACCCGACUGCCUCGAUGGCCUCUACGAGCUGAUGUCGAGCUGCUGGGCGCUGAGCCCCCGGGACCGGCCGGGCUUUGAGGAGCUGCACGAGGCGCUGGCCAAGAUCCUGGGGGGGCUCCCGCCCCCCAUGGACCCCGCUGAGACCCUCUAUGUCAACAUGGAGGAAGGGGGAGCAGGCGAGAGGGUGGAGCUGGGUGCUGUGGGGGGGUGGGGCCCCGAAGAGCCAGGCUGCCCCAAGGGUGGGUGUGUGGGGGCUGCCGGGGCCCAGGUGCCCCCUCCACGGGGGGCCGGGCGCUAUGUGCUAUGCCCACCCCCCCACGAGGGCAGCCGGGCCCUGGGAGACCCCCCUGGGACCUCCUCGCCCUGCACUGCCUCUGAGGACGGGGCUUGAGUGGGGCUGGGGGGGUGGUCUCUUGGACCCCUACCCCCACCCCCAUUGGGCUCUUCCCAGUAUGCUCUGGGGCACCUGGGGGGGCGGGGCAGGAUGGAGUGCCCCCUCUUCCUGGUGAGACACCCCUGGCACAUAACCUCCCACGGGGGUGGGGGGCUAGGGGCAUUUGAGGGGGGCAACUAGCCCUGCGGGA
Molecule: messenger RNA, 1870 nt
Organism: Alligator sinensis (Chinese alligator)
Lineage: Eukaryota; Metazoa; Chordata; Crocodylia; Alligatoridae
Gene: AXL
Product: AXL receptor tyrosine kinase
Exons: 14
Coding region: 1-1677 (558 amino acids)
Biological process (GO): phagocytosis; cell migration; platelet activation
Cellular component (GO): signaling receptor complex
Molecular function (GO): ATP binding; transmembrane receptor protein tyrosine kinase activity; protein binding
Source: RefSeq, a predicted model, not a curated record